Guyanagaster necrorhizus is the source of this 1038-nucleotide messenger RNA. RefSeq lists its product as uncharacterized. The record is from RefSeq and is a predicted model, not a curated record. The transcript has 7 exons. Bases 1 to 1038 code for a protein of 345 amino acids. NCBI's taxonomy places the organism in Eukaryota, Fungi, Basidiomycota, Agaricomycetes, Agaricales, Physalacriaceae.
AUGUUUUUGCAGUCCCAAGGCAUAAUCUGUACUCCCGAGGAAUAUUCAAGACAGGCUUCCGAUACUUCGCUCCGCUGUUUGACUCGCGGACAAAGCAUCGGAUUGACAGUGAGACACGCUCCCUUUUCGCCUUCGAGAAGAAACCUCAGCCACUGCCUCACACAGUUUGCCGCAGAAAGCGGCUUUGUCUCACUUUUUGCUAUCCUCUUUGUUAUUGCCUCUGAUAUUUCGAGAUGCUUAUUUUUACAGCGAAAUGCGCUCCAGUAUGUACGAAAGAGAGGCGUGGAAGACUGGAAUUUUCUCCAGGAAGCUAUGGCUUUAUUUUUUGCGGAUCUUAUACAAGCCCUUGGUGCCGUCCUCGACAUCAAAUGGAUAAACGAGGAAAGGUGGAAACGGGCACUUCUGUACUGCUCAAGGCGUCAUACAACAAUUGGGAGACACGGGCGUCACUAUCACCACUCUCGUAAACUAGGACAUCACGCUUCAUGGCGUAAAGGCAUGGACGCGAUCAUCACCUUCAAGCUUGUUAUUCUCACCUACUGGUGCUGGAUAGGUCAAGACCACACAGCUCUCCGAAUCAUAGGCGAAUACGUCUGGUUCUGGCUAACCUUGGGGAUGUCAUCCCUGGUAUACAUCCCUCUAUCUCUUUGGAGCAGAGGCAACAUCGCAUUUGACGACAAGUCCUGGUGGAAGUUCACUUUCCAUAGUCGAUCCGACGAACCUGAGAGCGAGGAAGACAAGUUUCGCAGGCGAAACUCUCUCAACCUGAUUGCGGACCCCGUAGCUACUCAACCUUUGAGCGUGGGCCUGAGUCGUACGAUGAACGUCUUUCUUCUUCUGGUAACUCGACCUGAUUCGGUGUUAUUUGGGAGGAUCGGUCGUGCCGGUCGUGGACGUUCACCAUCACCGCGGGGAUGGACCGGCCCCGCAAACCAAGGCGCAGAGAGCAGUCAGUCAGGACGAGAUGAUGAAUCUAUACAUGAAAUGGGAAGGCUUCUAUCCAUUGAUACGGAAAGUAUCUCUUCGCGUUAUGCUUAG